AUGGAUUCGAUUCAGCAAGAGACUACCCAGUCGUCCGAGGACUGCAUAUCCGCCGACAAUGGCGACCGCGAGAGCCAUGAUUCGACCGCCAAUCAGAAGCUCAGCAUUGAAGCCGACGCGGCUCCGGAUGGUGGGUAUGGAUGGGUGAUUGUUGCGUGUGUAUUCUGGCUGCAAGUCCACACCUGGGGAAUCAACGGGAGCUAUGGCGUCUUUCUGUCCUACUACAUGGACAACAACCUAUACCCCGGCACCAGCUCGCUGGCGUACGCCUUCAUUGGCGGGCUCGCCAUCGGGUGCGCCUACCUCAUGGCCCCCGUCACCGUGUAUUUGAUCCGAACAUAUGGCACGCACGUCACCCUGAUCGGAGGCAUCUUCAUCCAGACCGCAGGUCUUAUCCUCGCCUCCUUCACGACCCACGUGUACCAGCUAUUCCUCACCGAGGGUGUCUGCUUCGGCGUCGGCAUGGGCAUCGUCUACAUGACCUACCUCGGUAUUCCCGCCCAAUGGUUCGACAAAAAGCGCAGCAUCGCCAACGCAAUCCCGGCCGCCGGUGCCGGAAUCGGUGGUGUUAUCUAUUCGCUUGCCAUCGAAGCAAUGAUCGAAAAUCUCGGUCUCCCCUGGACCUUCCGGACCCUGGCCCUGGUCUCUCUGGCAGCCAACCUCGUCAGCGCCGCCUUCCUCCGAGACCGCAACAAAGCCACCGCCAGCCGCCACAUGUCCUUCAACUUCCCUCUCCUGCGCAAAGUCGAAUUCCUGCUCCUCCUGGGCUGGGCCAUCUUCAGCACGUUCGGCUUCGUGACCAUCAACUUCAGUCUGCCCAACUUUGCCAUUUCGAUUGGCCUAACCGCCCACCAAAGCAGUGUAGUCGGCGCACUGCACAAUCUAGGCCAAGGAAUCGGACGACCACUAAUCGGACUGUUCAGCGACCGACUGGGUCGGUUGAACGUAGCGACAGUGUUGUCGCUGGUAUGUGCAGUAUUCUGUUUCGCGAUUUGGAUCCCCGCGCGGAACAUGGCGGUGGUGAGUGUGUUUGCGAUCAUGGGGGGCAUGGUGUCAGGCACGUUCUUUGCGACGGUGGCCCCUGUGUUUGUGGAGAUCAUCGGGCUGCAGGAUCUGCCCGGGGCGCUGAGCAUCCUCUGGCUGGUGCUGGUGGGGCCGGGAGCAGCCGGCGAGGCGGUUGCGCAGGCACUGCGACGUCCGUCACAGGGGGCAGAGGCCUAUCAGCAGGUGCAGAUCUUCUCGGGGAUGGUGUUUGUUGCGGCGGGAUUGUGUCUAUGGGUAGUGCGGGGGUGGAAGGUCCGGCAAAGUCGGGGGUGCGGGGAGGCGCAAGGGAUGUGUAAAGAGGGGGUGGACAUGGUGGUGAGGGAGAGAGAGGAGAAGUCGGUCUGGAAUCCGAUGGAGAUGGCACGAGAGAUGGUGCGGUGUUGUAAAGUAUGA
This is a messenger RNA of Aspergillus sclerotioniger CBS 115572, 1437 nucleotides long. Its product is annotated as MCT family MFS transporter. Gene Ontology annotation, molecular function: transmembrane transporter activity. Lineage: Eukaryota; Fungi; Ascomycota; Eurotiomycetes; Eurotiales; Aspergillaceae. The transcript is spliced from 2 exons. The record is from RefSeq and is a predicted model, not a curated record. Gene Ontology annotation, biological process: transmembrane transport. The coding region runs from base 1 to 1437 and encodes 478 amino acids.